AUGAAGCUCUUUUUAAUAAACACAUACAGUAAUCAAUUAUCUAGUAGCCUCUUAAAGAGAUCAUAUGUGGCAAAAAAAGUAAACGAUGCUCAGCCAAAGAAACCCAUUGAUUCUAGAAGAGUAUUCAAAAUAUACAGAUUUGGAGGAGUUUUAAGUGAUGAGAAACCUAAAUUAGUGAGUUAUGAUCUUGACAUCAACAAGUGUGGCCGGAUGGUUUUAGAUGCCCUUAUUAAGAUUAAAGAUAUGGACCCGACUCUUGUGUUUCGGCGUUCUUGCCGGGAGGGUAUCUGUGGCUCUUGUGCUGUCAAUGUGCAAGGGAAGAAUUGUCUCGCCUGCAUUACAGCGAUUCCACCAAACCGAGUAAUAACAAUUCACCCGAUCCCUCACAUGUAUGUCAUCAGAGAUCUCGUGGUGGAUAUGACUCAUUUUUUUGACGUUUACAACAGCAUUCGGCCGUAUCUUAUCCGACAAGCUUCAGGACCUAUGGGUAAACAUCAAUAUGCACAAAGUAUUAACGACCAUUCAAAAUUAGUAGGUUUAUAUGAAUGCGUUCUUUGUUCUUGUUGUGCGACGGCUUGUCCCAGUUACUGGUGGAACGGGCGCAGGUUUAUGGGUCCAGCGACCUUGCUUCAUGCUUAUAGGUGGGUGAUAGAUUCCCGCGACGAAGAUACUGAGCAGAGAUUACAUGAAUUACGAGAUGAUUUUAAAGCUUUUCGUUGUCAUACAAUUUUAAACUGCACUUUGGCUUGUCCCAAGGGCUUACAUCCAGGUUUAUAUAUUGCUAAACUCAAAAGAUUAAUAUCCGGUCUGGAUAAAAAACCGCUUCCGGAAAUAGAUACGAUGAAAUUUUCAGAUUCAAAUUCGGGGUCCAAUUGC
Brenthis ino (lesser marbled fritillary) is the source of this 876-nucleotide messenger RNA. The record is from the annotation of a GenBank genome assembly. NCBI's taxonomy places the organism in Eukaryota, Metazoa, Arthropoda, Insecta, Lepidoptera, Nymphalidae.